Molecule: messenger RNA, 1398 nt
Organism: Adineta steineri
Lineage: Eukaryota; Metazoa; Rotifera; Eurotatoria; Adinetida; Adinetidae
Source: the annotation of a GenBank genome assembly
AUGAAAGAAUUUACAAUAAUCUUAUAUGCUGGUGGAAAUAAUCGUUUAACUACAGAUUUAUCUCUUCCAAAAUCUCUUUUACCAAUUGGAAAUCGUCCAUUAAUUUGGUAUACUCUUCAAGUUAUUCAAUCUCAUUCUUCACUUGCUUCAUCACCAUUAAUUAUCUUAACAUCGGGACAAUAUCGACAAGCUCUUGAUGAUUAUCUUUCAACAUUAAAUAUAACAUAUGAAAUAGUUAUUCAUCGACAACAUCAUGAUUCGACAAGUGGUGGUGAAGAUCAACAACAAACAUCAGAUGAAUUAGGUACAUUAGAUGUUCUUCGUUUAUGUUAUUCUCGUAUACGAACAGAAUCAAUAUGUCUUCUUACUUGUGAUCUUUUUGGAAAAGUUAAUCUUACACCAUUAAUUAAUAUGUUCAGAGUAAGAGAUGCUUCAUUAUGUAUGCUUUUACUUAAAACAACAACAACAUCAUCAACGACAGGAAAAGAUUCAUUAGUACAACCUGGACAAAAAGCAAAAUUUACCGCAGAACCAGAAUAUUAUACCAUUGACCAAUCAAGCAAUACCAUCACAUCAAUCCGAUUAAAAGCUGAUUUAGAUGAAUAUCUUCCAUUACGACAAAAUAUUCUUGCUAAAUAUCCUCGAACACUUAUUCGAACAGAUUUAGUUGAUGGUCAUUUAUAUUUAAUAAAAAAAUCAUGUUUAGAUGUUGCUAAUCGUUCAACAUAUUCAUCAUUUCGAAAAGAAUUUCUUCCAAAAAUGAUUCGUCAAAUAGCUAUUGAUAAACCACUUGAAGAUCUGAUUUUUCCAGCUAAUAAUAGAAAACCAAUGAUGAGACAAAAAACGAUGGAUUUGGAUGAUCAUGGAGAUUUAUCAAGAAUAUUAGAACAAUACGAUUGUGAUGAUAAUCAAAUAAGAGGUGGUUGUUAUUAUUUCAUUGAUGAUACACCAUUAUUUCGUGUGAAACAUGUUCUAUCAUAUCUCGAAGCUAAUCGACAAGCUUCAUCACUCAUUUCAUCAUAUACAAAUGAAGAUAUUACAUUUAAAGAUCGACUCGAACAGAUUCAAAUUAGUUCAGAUUGUGUAAUUGGUGAUGGACAUGAUAUAGGAAAGAAAACAACAAUAAAACGAACUAUUAUUGGAAAAAAUUGUCGAAUUGAAGAUAAAUGUAAAAUAAUAAAUUGCGUUCUUUUAGAUAAUAUUCAUGUUAAAGAAGGAGUAACUCUACAAAAUUCUAUAUUAUGUUCUCGUUCAACAAUUGGAUCAAAAUGUGAAAUACAAAAUUCAAUUGUUUGUUCAAACCAACAAGUUGAAACAAAUAAAAAACUCAAUUGUGAAACAGUAUCAGCAAUAAGCAAUGAAUCUACUGGCUAUAUGAUAUAUGACGAUGAACAAUAA